This is a messenger RNA of Pygocentrus nattereri (red-bellied piranha), 2636 nucleotides long. RefSeq names its product cAMP responsive element binding protein 1a (gene creb1a). The record is from RefSeq and is a predicted model, not a curated record. Gene Ontology annotation, biological process: regulation of transcription by RNA polymerase II. The transcript is spliced from 8 exons. Gene Ontology annotation, cellular component: nucleus; ATF4-CREB1 transcription factor complex. Bases 222 to 1181 code for a protein of 319 amino acids. Gene Ontology annotation, molecular function: cAMP response element binding; protein binding; DNA-binding transcription factor activity, RNA polymerase II-specific. NCBI's taxonomy places the organism in Eukaryota, Metazoa, Chordata, Actinopteri, Characiformes, Serrasalmidae.
GCUUCUUCGUGCGGGGUUCGACUCGUUCCGUGGCAGAAGCGGCGCUGAAUCCGAGAGAGGGUGGAUAUUUUUUUUCGUCCCCCUCGUCUCUCUCUGGCGUUGUUGUCCUCGGUGACGCGACGGAGGUGUAGCCUGACGCGGUCUCUUACGUGUCGGACCGAAUAAAAGUGGAGCUCCGAAGGCCUGCGAGUGACGGGGAGAGUCCGUGUCGGGUUUUCUAAAUGACCAUGGAGGCAGGAGCAGACGUCCAGCAGGGUGGGGACACUGCUGUCUCAGAGACAGAUACUCAGCAGAUUGCCGCUUUGGCACAGGUUUCCAUGGCAGCAGCUCAGGCUUCAGCCAGUGGCCCCACUGUAACCCUGGUGCAGCUGCCCAAUGGUCAGACAGUUCAGGUUCAUGGGGUCAUCCAGGCUGCCCAGCCUUCAGUCAUCCAGUCCCCACAAGUCCAGACAGUACAGAUCUCCACCAUUGCAGAGAGUGAGGACUCCCAGGAAUCAGUGGACAGCGUGACAGAUUCUCAGAAACGGAGGGAAAUCCUCUCCAGACGUCCUUCUUACAGAAAGAUCCUGAACGACCUGUCAUCAGAUGCUCCAGCAGUUCCACGGAUAGAAGAAGAGAAAUCAGAAGAGGACUCUGCUCCGGCCAUAACAACUGUCACUGUGCCAACGCCUAUUUACCAGACGAGCAGUGGCCAGUACAUUGCUAUCACACAGGGUGGGGCCAUCCAGCUGGCUAAUAACGGAACAGAUGGGGUUCAGGGCCUCCAGACACUGACUAUGACCAAUGCGGCUGGCACCCAGCCGGGUACCACCAUUCUGCAGUACGCCCAGACCAGUGAUGGCCAGCAGAUCCUGGUGCCCAGCAACCAGGUGGUUGUGCAAGCUGCUUCAGGGGACGUCCAGGCAUACCAGAUCCGAACUGCAGCUGCCAGCACCAUCGCUCCUGGUGUGGUCAUGGCCUCUUCUCCUGCUCUCUCUGGCCAGGGAGGAGCCGAGGAGGCCACACGCAAAAGAGAAGUGCGCCUCAUGAAGAACAGGGAGGCAGCGCGGGAAUGCCGUCGGAAGAAGAAGGAGUAUGUGAAGUGUCUGGAGAACCGCGUGGCCGUGCUAGAGAAUCAGAACAAAACCCUCAUCGAGGAGCUCAAAGCACUUAAGGACCUUUACUGUCACAAAUCUGAAUAGCUCUGCUGCUCCGCAUCCACACUCAUGAACACAAACGCACGUCCCUGUCUCAGCUGGCAGACAGACAGAGUUCACCCCCAGGUUCUUCAGAGACAGAGACUCUAUCUUGCCUUUCAUAUGUACCUGGGUGGAAAUCUUCUCUUUUUCUAUCUAUCUAUACAUUUUUUAAGAAAAAAAAAACAAUAUUAUUCAUGUGUAAAAGUGGAGAAGGGGAGAGAAAACUACAGUGGAUAUGAGUGACUCUUCAAUCAUUUUUCUUUGUUGUUUCCUGUUUAAAAUAAAAAGAGAAACAAUUCUUUUAAGAAACCAAGUACCUGUCACUUUUCCCCACUUCAAACUCCAGUAAGGCCCGAUGGAAAUCAAGGAGGGCUAAUAUCUGACCAUCAGAAGAAGAGCUAUGGCUGAACAGUCACACGCAACUGUAAAAGCACCCAGCGAGAGCCAUCACGUAGAAAGGAGUCGUCAUGGAAAUCCACUGAUCUGAUUUGACCUUGAUGCUUUCUAGGCUUUCCACUUUGAGAGUUCCUGCGGUGCUCUAGUUUUGAGUGACCACGCCUUCACCAAUCAUGACAUUUAAUGGACAUGUAGAUUGUCUGUUUCAUUGAGUGGGACAAUGAAUGGGUUAAAAUCAACAAAUCAGCAGCUGGUCCCAUUCCCAUUGUUUUACUGCUUCUGUUACACUCGAUCUCUUUUGUUUUUUGUUUAUUCUGUUUUGGAAAUCUGCAAAUCAGUUAUAAAAGAUGUUUUGACAUUUAACUUGCACCUCUGCCUUGUUUUUGUUUUGUUUUUUUCCCUUUGAGAAAUUAGCAGUGUUGCUUUUCUAAUGAGAUAGAAUAUCAGUCUCGAUCUUUGAAUUUUGCGGUUUUGGGUGUACUGUUGCAGAGCACUGAACAUGACUAUUCUAAGCUUUCCAGAGAAUCUUGGAAGCUACAGUCGAUUCCCCUUUUUACAUCUUCAAGCUAGUUAACUAGCAACUUCUUGGACGUUGCAAUGCUAAGACAUGGAUUCACCUAUGCCAGUUUUUCAGAGAACAGUUUACUAAUACCCUUUUAUUCAUGUAGUCACGCUAAGACUGCCGUUGGUGCUUGUACGUGUUAACCCUUUCUUGCUAAGCUGAGGUCAGUAAGGUGGUUUACCGUGUUAAGGCUGGGGUUUGGAUGAGGAAUGACUGAUUGUUAGAUCAGAAAAUAAGAAGCCUGUACCUGAAUCUCAUUGCUGUAAUGAAACACAAUGUUAUGUUAUAUAUUUCUGUCUUCUGCCAUGAAAUGUAGCCAUCUGUAACAAUAUUAUAUGCAUCCUAUUUUUUAAAACUAGCUUUUUUUUUCCACUUGUUUUGUGUAUACAUUGUAUUUUUAAUCAUUACCUGUAUGUAAUAUAACACAGAAAAUGGUCUACUGGAGCAGAUUUUCUUCAAUAAUUACACAUUUGGCAGUUAUUGCUAAUCAAACAUGUGAA